AUGCGCCUCAACCCCGAAAAAUGCACCUUCGGAGUCAAGAGCGGGAAGUUUCUGGGAUAUAUGCUCACCAAUCGUGGGAUUGAACUAAACCCCGAAAAGUGCCAGGCUAUUGUAGAAAUGAAAAGCCCUAGGACGGUCAAGGAAGUCCAGCAAUUGGCGGGGCGGAUGGCAGCAAUCGGACGGUUUCUCCCGAAGGCUGCCCUAAGAGCCUUACCACUCUAUGCCCUGCUAAAGAAAGGAGCGAACUUUACUUGGUCAGAAGAGGCCGAACAUGCUUUCUCCCGGCUGAAAGAGGUUCUCACCUCCCCACCGAUCCUAUCAAGUCCAAAGCUAGGGGAGCCCCUUUACUUAUACUUAGCUGUCCGAGACAAGGCUGUGAGCUCCGUGCUGGUACGAGAGGAAGCGGGAGCCCAACUUCCGGUCUACUUCGUCAGCCGCUCGCUCAAAGGAGCUGAGCUAAGAUAUCAGAUGCUCGAAAAAGUGGCACUCGCCCUCCUAACCACGGCCAUGCGGCUCAGAAGGUACUUCCAAUCUCAUAGCAUCAUUGUCCGCACAGAUCAACCGGUCAGGCAAGUCCUCCAUAAACCAGAUCUAGCCGGUCGAAUGGUGGGUUGGUCGAUCGAGCUUUCCGAGCAUGAUAUUCGAUAUGAGCCCAGACGGGCGAUCAAGGCGCAAGUCCUAGCAGAUUUCCUGGUCGAACUCACGAAUGAAGAAGACCCGCCGGCGGAAAUCUCCUGGGUCGUCCACGUGGAUGGCUCGAGCAACAAAGAGGGGGGCGGCGCCGGGAUCGUCCUACAAAGCAACUCGGGGAUGAUCGUAGAACAGUCGCUACGCUUUAAUUUCCCGGCCACUAACAACCAAGCUGAGUACGAAGCUUGCAUCGCCGGUCUGGUGACAGCGCGGGACCUGGGGGCGCAGGACAUACUUGUCUGCUGCGACUCCUUACUAGUGGUCUCACAGGCUAACAGAGAGGCGCAGGCCAAUGACCCAAUUCUGGAACAAUACCUCUCCCACCUGAAGCGGUUGGCUGCCACCUUUCGUAAGGUGGAGUUCCGCCACGUCCCAAGAGCUGAAAAUGACCGCGCGGACACCCUAGCAAAGCUGGCUAGCACCGGGAAACCCGGACUGAACAGGACAGUCAUUCAGGGCACACUGGCCCUCCCGUACGUCGCGGGCCCCGACCGGUCCACCGGAAUCCACACCUUGAGCGUUGGCACGGACGACGAUUGGAGGACCCCUAUUGUUAAGAACCUCACAACGGGCUGGCUACCACCCGACAAGUCGGAAGCCAAGAAGCUGACUAGGAACGCUUCCUGGUACACCUUGGUGAACGGAGGCCUCUUUAAGAGAGGAUUUUCCACUCCUCUUCUUAAGUGCUUAUCAAAGGAACGUGCAGAGUAUGUGCUCGCCGAGAUCCAUGAGGGCAGCUGUGGCCACCACCCCGGCGGGCGUUCUCUGGCGAGAAAGGUCCUCCGGGCCGGCUACUACUGGUCCACCCUGGAGAAAGACGCAGCCGACCACGUUAAACGCUGUGACCCAUGCCAGAAACACGCCGACCACCGCUUAGCCCCGCCCGAACGGCUCUCGACUAUGGUCUCCCCUUGA
Molecule: messenger RNA, 1605 nt
Organism: Lotus japonicus
Lineage: Eukaryota; Viridiplantae; Streptophyta; Magnoliopsida; Fabales; Fabaceae
Exons: 1
Coding region: 1-1605 (534 amino acids)
Molecular function (GO): RNA-DNA hybrid ribonuclease activity; nucleic acid binding
Source: RefSeq, a predicted model, not a curated record